AUAGAAACAUACUAAGAAUGUUACAUCACGAAGAGCUCCUGAGAGAAAAGCUUUACUUAAAUUUGUACUGUUUUAAAUUUGUGUACACAGCUGUAGAGAUUCUGCUAGUGGCCGACCAUUUUAAUGAGCUACAACCAGAGCUUGUAACCAUUUCUCAUCAACAAACACUGAGUUGACAUUUUAUCAUGUAAACCAACCGUGUAAGGGCACUUAAGGUCUGUUUUCAGUCUAGUCCAUCAAUAGAAAGGCAUCAUCACAGGACCACAACUGACCAGAUAUUUUGAGUUGUGGAAAACCCGUAGUACAGCCAUGACAUUAACAUGGAAAUGGAAAGUUGGUUUGGUGUGGAGACCGAGGUCCUGCGCAGUCUUUCUGCACUUUUAUUGAGACUCUCUGCGAAGCUUCAAGAGGAUUCUGAUGCACAGACAACACCACUGUGUCUCCAGCUUGCAUCUGAAUGCUUCCGGGCACAGAGAAAUGCCUGUGUGCAAUGUCCUCGCAACCAGUGCUUUCUACGGGAUGAGGGUUGUAUCCAGAUAUCACUAGGGAUUUUAGGAAAGUUGCUUAAGCUUACAUCAGGAGCAUCUGAUCAUCGUCUCGAUGCACUUCGAUGUGGAAUUCAGUUUCUCGGCAAUGCCGCAGUUGGGAACCAACUAUGCAAAGACGACAUUUGGGCCUGUGGUUUUCCACACAUGUUUUUGGAUCUUUUAGAACUGGAUGAUGAGAGAGCUGUGGCAUAUACGUGCAUGGUCAUAUACACCUGUUUGGAUACAAAGAAGACCGAGCAGCUGGGCAUGGAUCCAAUCAAGCUGAAAGUGGCACUGAAGGUCACUGAGCUGUGCCAGACUCUGCCUGACAUUGACUGGACGGUCCUGAUUGUCACACAACAUUUUUUCAAAUCGUCUGAGCUCAUCGAGAUGAUGUAUGCAGAGAUGAAUGAUCAUGAAAGGCUUGUUUUACUGGACCUUGUGUUAGCCCAGCUUGGAGAAGUUAAAGAGGAAGAUUGUGUGAUUCCUUUGAGAACAGCUCAGUUUUUUGCAUCGUCCUUCCAGCACAGCUGCAAGGCUGUUCUCUCUCUCAGCUCUGUCUCAUCAGCUGAUGAGCAGGCCUUGGCAGUGAUCAGGCUUCUGGAUAUUCUCUGUGAUAUGACGUCUGGACAGAGAAAAUUUAUGGCUCUGCAGGAUCACCAAGACCUUCUCCAGACAACAAUUGAGCUCCUGAAGGAAGUGCAUUUUCUAGGGAAAGCCAAUAAAAAUGUGUUCAGUGCAGCGCAGGAUUUCUCUCUCACUUCAUCAGACCAAGCAAGCACACACCCUGCUCUCAGCUUUAAAGCUCACCUCAUCCGGCUGAUUGGAAACCUGUGCCAUGGACACACAGCCAACCAGAACCAGGUCAGAGAACUAGAUGGUAUAGCCCUCAUCCUGGACAACUGCAGUAUAGACAGUAACAAUCCCUUCAUAAGCCAGUGGGCUGUUUUUGCCAUCCGGAACAUUCUGGAGCACAAUGUGGAGAACCAGAAGCUGGUACAGGGCUUAAGGAGGCAGGGAGUGUCAGAUGACUCUGUACUCAGAGAGUUGGGCUUCUGUGUGCAAGAGAGAGAUGGCAACCUGCUCCUCAGACCACUCAAAAAGGAGAAAGAGCAGAGAGAGCACUAAACCUGGAGCACCUAUCUUAUCCCAUCCACUCCUCUGCACUCGACAUCACAUUCUGGAGACAGCUUAAGACACCCACAGAGAACGUUGUGCACACAGAAAACAGAGUGCAUUUUAAUAUCCAAUCAGUACUGAGAACACAAGGGGGUAGGAAAGCAGAGAGAGGGGUACUUUGCUUUGUACUCUUUGCAUAAGAGGAACGCCAAGGGGCUUUUCUGCAGGGACUCAUGCUGGUGCCUGUGAUGCAUUUAGUAUCCUUUGAUUCCAGCUCCCAGUGAAUAGGAUUCAAAUCCUCUGAAACAAGGAGACCCAUGUCUUCCUGGCUUUUCAGCCACCAAAGAAACUCUAGUGACCAGUGGGGAAUAGAGGUUAAUCUCUAAUCCAGUGAGUUUUAUGGAGACCUGGGGCCCCAUUGAUCCGUUCACAUGAGGGUUUCCUCUCAAUAGCCGUGGGACUUGGGUCCCCACUUUUUUGUGUUUUGUUUUUGUGUCAGGUUUUGGCUAGUCACAUAUACAGGGCCACACAGUCCCGGUACUGGUUUUCUCUUUAACAGUUAAAUGAAUACUCACUUAUGUGGCUCUGUAGAGUUUAUUGCAGAUGAAUGGGCUUCUUCUCCAGUGGUUUAAAAGAGUCUGUUUUCACACAAAAUGCCAUCACUUCCUAUACUCUCUACUCCACUACUCGCAUCUAUAUUGUACAGCUCUGACCUAUCAGGUACCUGAUCAUCUUAGUCCCUCUGUUAGCCCAUCAUGUUCGUAUACACAGACAAAAGUCUUUUUUGGCCCAAUCACAUUGCAACCUAUCUUGCUGGAUAGGAUGACACCUCAUCUCCUGCUUAGUCUGGCAGAAUGAACUAAGUGUUCCUGACACACGCAACCCUGUUUGCUCUGCCUCAUAUUUUUUAAUGACAAAAUGUUUGUGUGAAACAAUCGAGGUUGACUUUUCUCCCAAUCCAGGCUAUAGUGUUGGGAGCUUAUGUGGUUCCGGUAGCCAGCGGUUCAGACAGCUAACAAAACACAACUGCUUUACUUCUGCUCCGCUGGCUGCCUGUAAUGCUUUUCACACAAGAAAAGAGCGCUGAGCGAGGGAAUGAGGCGGUGUGGACAACUAUUCAAAUGCUUGCUGGGCAGUACUGGACAGAGCGGAGGGUCGUGCCACGCUAGCAACAAUCACCCAUCACUCAACAGCUCUCAAUUUAGAAAAUGCUUCAUGAACACAAGUUGAUCUGAUUUAAUAUAUUUUAUAUUUAAUGAAUGAUUUCUAUAAAAUCUAUUUCACACUGAAUAGUCAUGAACAAGGGUCACUGAAAUGAAUUCAUUUAUUAACCUAGUAACAUUUCUGCAAUACUACACAUAUAACCAGGCUACAAAAGGAUGAGAUGGAUUUAUGUCAAAGAAGAAGAAAAAAAGAAAUAAUGUAUACAUUAUUAAUAAUAAUUACAUUAUUAAUUUGGGACACAAUUCAUUAAAAUUAAUGAUUCCAAUCCUAAAGAAACAAUGAUAAUAUAUAAUAAAGAAAAUAGUAAUAAUUACUCUUUUUCUGAAUAUACAUGACAUAAAGUGCCGGAUUUGCUUAGUAAAAAAAUAUACUUUCUCAAAUUUGCCAGCCUUAAACCUUGCAUAAACAAUUUUGAAUAAAAGAAUGUCGCUACCCAUGAAUCUUUUCAGCCCCCAGCUGUAUGGUUAGGCAAAUUCCAUUGGCUCAGGAGGAAUAUAGUUGGCUGGGGGGAGUUUGUGCAAGCUGGGCCAGUGAUGUGGAAUCCCAUGUCUCUGGCAUUUGUGAGAAUAUUCUGUGCAUAGUUUGGUCACCCAAUUGCAUGAAGUAUUUUACCAGCUCUCUUGCGCUCCCAUACUUUUUUGCAUGCACAAAAUACACAUUUAUACACUGAGAUGAACAGACAAUGCAGAUCUCAUUGCCACAUUGUGGUGGUUUGAUUCCGUAUAUCAGGGUUCAGCAUUAACCGUUCCCACAAAAGUAUGCAUUUUUUUGGGAGGCCACAACAAAACAGAACAUCACACAUCCCACCACAGCAAUCAGCAACACAUUCAGUGACUCCAUGACAUCUUGUCCAGUUGGCUGUGGACAUAGCUGGCCUGUUUUCUAUCAUUGAGCAGCAAAGAAAAGCAGGGAAAAUAAAUACUCAUCUGCCAACUUUGAAACUGA
Messenger RNA from Tachysurus vachellii, 3815 nucleotides. RefSeq names its product ataxin 10 (gene atxn10). The record is from RefSeq and is a predicted model, not a curated record. The coding region runs from base 321 to 1655 and encodes 444 amino acids. The transcript has 11 exons. Gene Ontology annotation, cellular component: cytosol. Gene Ontology annotation, biological process: neuron projection development. Lineage: Eukaryota; Metazoa; Chordata; Actinopteri; Siluriformes; Bagridae.